AUGGAUAUUGAUGAAUGGACUUAUAAUUUAAAUAAGAAAUUUGGUCAAAAUGGAAUAUUUGAAUUUAAUAUGGCUGGUGUUAGAUAUAUAAUGAUUAGUCGUGCAGAAUUUGUGGGUAGAUUUAUGUUACCACAUCAAGAUGACCGUUUGAAACAUUUAAUGAGAACAAAUAAGGAAAAGGUGCUUUUAGAUUUUUUUGAUUUUAGUAACAAAGGAGUUUCAUUCAAUUGUAAUUACGAUUAUUGGAGAUUUAAUCGUCAAAUUUUUACUCGAGCCAUGAGAACAGCAACUCAAUCUAAUAAUACUGUUAAGCUAAUAAAUAAUUUAUUUGAAGAAAUGAUAAAUUAUUGGAUUGACUUAAAAGAGCCUGAUAGUGAUACAACAAUUAUUGAGGCAUCCACUUGGAUGUUUAAAUAUUCAUUUGAUUUUUUAUUUGGAGUAUUAACUGAUAGUCCAUCAUAUGCUAUGAAAUCAUAUUAUCAGAGAUUGAAAAAAAUUGAUGCCACAAAAGAAAUAAUGGAAUUUGAGAAAUAUUCUGACUGCGUAAGAAAUUUUCAGGCUGAAAAUUUAUUUGUAUUUGUGCCAAAAAUUUUAAGACAUGUUCCUAUACUCCGAGGUCGUAUUCAGAAUUUGAAGAAUGAUUGUGAUUUUAUGAAAGAAAAAUCUAUGGGAAGAAUUAAGAAAAGGAGAAAACAAAUCGAAAAAAUGGUUAAUAGUAGUGAUUUUGACCCAAAACAAUUAGGAAAUGAUCUAUUAACGUCGAUGAUUAUUACUAAUACUCCAUACGAUGUUAAUUCUCAAGUAAAUGAUGAUCCUUUAUUAUCAAGGCAAAUGACUGAUGAUGAAAUACUUGGUGUUUUAUUUGAAUCAUACGUGCCUUCAGAUACU
Molecule: messenger RNA, 888 nt
Organism: Dentiscutata erythropus
Lineage: Eukaryota; Fungi; Glomeromycota; Glomeromycetes; Diversisporales; Gigasporaceae
Source: the annotation of a GenBank genome assembly